UCCAUUCUUUUAACAUUUGCUAGCUAGUACGAGUCGUAAGACGGGUAGAUAUAUAGGAAGGAGAACGCGUUGGUCGGGCAAGACGGGUCUGCCGGUCUGGAUGCUCGGGUUGGGCGCUGGUAACUUGGAAGCCGAUAUGAACCGCUUGAUUGCGGUUCUCUUCCACCAGGGGGUGCUGGACGAGCAGUUCAUACAGCUGCGUCAACUGCAAGACGAUUCGUCCCCAAACUUCGUAUAUGAGGUGGUCACCAUCUACUUCCGGGAGUCGGAAAAACUUCUUAGGAAUCUAAGAGCCCUGCUCACGGACAGGGAGUGCACUGACUACAUGAAGAUAGGCAUACACCUGAACCAGAUGAUGGGCAGCAGUUCCAGCAUUGGUGCUAAAAGUGUUAGAAAUGUCUGCGCUGCCUUCCGAACCGCCUCCGACCACAGCAACUGGAUUGGAUGCAUUAGGUCGUUGGAGGUGUUGGAGCACGAGUACUGCUACCUCAAGAACAAAUUACACGAAUUCUUGCAGAUCGACCAGCAGAGGAUGAUAGUAGCUGGGGUCAGGUAUCAUCCACUGCUGCAGCAAUGACCUUGUUCACCUGGCAAGCCUUCUCAAAUUAUAGGCGCAGCCAGUAAUACUUCACACUUUAUCUCCAUCUCCAUCGCAUUAAUCUUGUACUGCUCCGAACCAAU
This is a messenger RNA of Dioscorea cayenensis subsp. rotundata (Guinea yam), 681 nucleotides long. RefSeq names its product pseudo histidine-containing phosphotransfer protein 6. Gene Ontology annotation, biological process: phosphorylation; phosphorelay signal transduction system; cytokinin-activated signaling pathway. The record is from RefSeq and is a predicted model, not a curated record. Gene Ontology annotation, cellular component: nucleus; cytoplasm. Lineage: Eukaryota; Viridiplantae; Streptophyta; Magnoliopsida; Dioscoreales; Dioscoreaceae. Bases 101 to 577 code for a protein of 158 amino acids. Gene Ontology annotation, molecular function: protein histidine kinase binding; histidine phosphotransfer kinase activity. The transcript is spliced from 5 exons.